AAAUGCAAUUGGACGGCUAAUCAGUGGAGCUAAUGGAAGGAGCAGGCGGAAAGGAGAAAGGGGUCGCUAUCAACGCUAUACGUCCUGCAGGAAUCUGUAUACGAAGGUCACACCUACAAUCAAGUUUCGCGGUGUAGCUAUGACUUUUGACUCUUCCUGCUUCGCAUUCUCCACCGUCACCGCAACUUCACGCAGUGGUAGGGCUACUUUUCCAGGCAGUCAGGCACCUUCGGAUUGGUAUCUAAUUCCGGUAACGUGCUGUUACGCUUCUACAGUUCUACUUCAUUGCGUUCGUCGACCGAGCUGAUUAAUUUGUGAGUAUAUGAGUGUUUUUUUCGUCGCCCGCGAUCUUAGGUUUUGGUGUUAUUAGGGUAUAUGUGUAUAUGUAACUGAUUGAAUCGGAAUUUUUAUGUGCGAGUUUUGAAUUCUGUAUUGAGUUAUGUGAAUGAAUUGCCACGCUUAAAGGAUCUGAGUUUGUGUGGUGAAUUGGUUAGGGUUUAUGCAUGUUAACUAGUACGAUUUCCAGGAAUAUGCGUUUGUUUGCUGGUGAGAAAUAGAUUCUUGUAUUCUUUUAAAAUCUAUUCAUGUGCAUAAAGAGUGCAUUCAUAUUUGGAAUGCUGACAAUGCCAUGAACAAAGGUUUUUAUGCAUUGUUAAAAGCAUGUUUCGCCGAAGGUAAUUAAUAUCUGUCGACAAAUGCUAUAUUCAGUUUAGCCAUAGUAUCUGCUGGAUAUUUGUAUUAAAUUUUAUCAUUCUAUGACUAAUAUCGAUGUACAUUCCAAGUUCAACAUUCUAAAUUCUAGUUCAUAUAUAUUACUUUGAAUUUAGUUGGUGUAUUGAAUACGUAAGCGAUUGAUUUCACUCAUAAAUAUGUCUUUAAUUAUAGAAGACUGAUUUCUGUGCAAUUAUAGAAGAUUGAUUUAAUAAAGUAGUUGAAAACUUUGAAUGCUACCCCUUCUGCUCCGAUCCCAAACAUUUGGAAAGUGUGCAGGGUGUGAUAAGCUGCACAGGAGCGGAAUUUUGUAUAAGAAAAGAAGGUAAUGGCUGAUGGAAAUGUCUUGGUCAGCUUCUGUCCUGAUGAGAAAUCACUCAAGGAUUAGGAGAUUAUUGAUAUAGACCAUUAGAGGACAUGAACUGCAGCUGCUUUGGCUUUUCAACUGUUCGCCAGAAGAAACAUGACGAUAAGGAUCCUCAUCAAUCCAAACAAGAUGAAGAGGGGACCUCCAUUGCAAAGACCCAAAACUUCACAUACAAUGAAUUAAGAGCUGCUACUAAUAACUUUCAUCGAAGCAACAAAAUAGGGCGGGGAGGUUUUGGCACAGUUUAUAAGGGAAUUCUCAAAAACGGAAGAGAAGUAGCAGUGAAGAUGCUUUCCGCAGAGUCAAAACAGGGAGUGCGCGAGUUUCUAACUGAGAUAGAUACCAUAUCCAAUGUCAAGCAUCCAAACCUAGUUGAAUUACUUGGUUGCUGUGUGCAUGAACCUAACCGGAUUUUGGUGUAUGAAUAUGUCGAAAACAGCAGUCUUGAUCGUGCACUACUCGGCUCAAAGAGGUCUAUAAAAUUAGAAUGGGAAAGGAGGUCCAUCAUUUGCGUGGGGACUGCAAGAGGGCUUGCAUAUCUUCACGAAGAACUCGUGCCCCACAUUGUGCAUAGAGACAUCAAGGCAAGCAAUAUACUUCUGGAUCAGGACUUUCAACCGAAAAUUGGAGACUUUGGACUAGCUAAACUUUUCCCUGAUGACAUUACACACAUAAGCACAAGGAUAGCUGGAACAACAGGAUACCUUGCACCCGAGUAUGUGUUAGGUGGUCAGUUAACCAAGAAGGCUGACGUGUAUAGCUUCGGAGUUUUAAUCCUUGAAGUGGUCAGUGGCGGAAGCAGUGGAGAUACAAAUUAUGGAGGAGUCCAGAAACUGCUAGUUGAAUGGGCAUGGGAGCUUUAUGAACAGGGGAAAUUGCUCGAAUUGGUUGAUCCAGAACUCAAGGAGUUUCCAAAGGAAGAGGUUCUCAGGUUUAUAAAAGUGGCUCUCUUCUGCAUCCAAGCAAUUGCAAGUAGAAGGCCAACAAUGAACCAGGUUAUUGAGAUGCUGAGUAAGAAUGUCCGGCUCAAUGACAAGGAACUAACUCCUCCAGGUUUCUUUGAAGAUUCGGAUCGAAAGCGUGGUAAAAUCUCCAAGGAUAAGUCAAUUAGCCAUCAGAUGAGUUCGAUUCCUGUUUCUAUCACUGAGGUUGCUCCAAGAUAAUCCAUUUUCACAAAAUGAUGUUAAAGCUUGAUUUUGAUUUCCCAUGUCAUGUUGUUUUUCCUAUGAUCCACAUUAGAUAAAUAUAUGUUGAUACUUCCGAGUUGAGCUAUAAAUUUCGGAGAAUCCAAUCAAUAUUCUGUUGGAUUA
Messenger RNA from Andrographis paniculata, 2388 nucleotides. Its product is annotated as putative serine/threonine-protein kinase. The transcript is spliced from 6 exons. NCBI's taxonomy places the organism in Eukaryota, Viridiplantae, Streptophyta, Magnoliopsida, Lamiales, Acanthaceae. Gene Ontology annotation, molecular function: ATP binding; protein kinase activity. Bases 1129 to 2241 code for a protein of 370 amino acids. Gene Ontology annotation, biological process: protein phosphorylation. The record is from RefSeq and is a predicted model, not a curated record.